Messenger RNA from Diorhabda sublineata, 2251 nucleotides. RefSeq lists its product as uncharacterized. The record is from RefSeq and is a predicted model, not a curated record. Lineage: Eukaryota; Metazoa; Arthropoda; Insecta; Coleoptera; Chrysomelidae. The transcript is spliced from 2 exons. The coding region runs from base 116 to 2155 and encodes 679 amino acids.
CCUGCUUUUUGUAUCGCGUCCUUGCUAUCAGGAUGUUCUAUUUAUAAGAGAGGGGAGAAUAUAUCAACUUUUAAAACGAAACUUCUAAAAAACAAUAUUACAUACUGCCUCCAACAUGAAGGUAUUACUGAUUUUAGCUAUAUUAGCUACCACAAGAGCCGCAUUCAUCCCUUCUAAUCUACCUUUGGGAUUCCAAUAUCAAAACGUAAAACCAAAUCCAUUCGGAUCAUCACAAGCUCCAUUCAAUGGAGGCUUUUUCUCAACUUCCACUCCUGCACCAAUAGAACUGAACAGUGCGUUUGCUUCAUCGACUCCAUCACCACUAGAUAGUGCGUUCGUUUCAUCGACUUCCUCGCCGCUAGAUAGUGCGUUCGUUUCAUCGACUCCUUCGCCAGUAGAUAGUGCGUUCGUUUCAUCGACUCCUUCGCCACUAGAUACUGCGUUCGUUUCGUCGAGUUCUUCACCGCUCGGAUUCAACAACGAAUUUCUAUCAAGUGGAAUAGAUGGAAACGCGUUUGAAUCUAUCAUUUCAUCUACCCCUAAACCCACAAUUUUUUCAUCAACUUUAAACGGCCUAAACGGUGAAUUCGUUAGUUCUACGCCAGCACCUGCUAUCUUAAAUCAAAAUUUCAAUUCUUUCUUUUUGCCAAACACUAGUAACGGAUUUUUAUCUGGUAACGGUUUCGAAUCUAUCAUUUCUUCCACACCUAAUCCCAGUAUUUUGUCUUCAACUUUCAAUUUAGACGGUCUUAACAGCGAAUUCGUCAGUUCUACUCAAUCACCUCUUCCCUUAAACCAAUAUUUGAAUCAGUUCGAUAGAUCGAGCAUCGGCGUACCCCAAUUUCUCGCACAGCAAAAUUUCGAUACCGUAUCAAUCGAUAAUAUCGACAGCGGUUUGCCGCAAGGCUUUUUCGACACCCAAAGUCAAAGACCGGAGGUGGAGAAAAACGUUUACUUCUUCGCCGCCCCCGAAGAACCAGAACCCGUUAAACCUAGAGUUUAUUUCGAAGACGAUAAAAAGAACGUUAAUCUGAUCUUCAUUAAAGCUCCAGCCGCUCCAUCUUUAGGAACAAUCGAGAUAACUCCACCAAAAAAGGAAUCUCCCGAAAAAACGGUUGUCUACGUAUUGGUGAAGAAACCGGAAGACCACCAGAAUAUAGUGGUGAAAUCACCUCCUGCGGUCACACCCAACAAACCGGAAGUAGUUUUCAUUAAAUAUAAAAACGAUCAAGAAGCACAACACGCCAUCACUAGAGUACAAGCACAGCAAAAAGCAAAUUUGCAAAAUCUGCAAUUCGGUAGGGAAUAUAUUACAAACGGAGCUCUUUUGGGGCAAUCCGUUAUCCCUGGUUUUAGUACCACCACCGAGUCAACUUUCUCGACUUUGGGUAAUGUCGUCACUCAAGGUCCUCGGGUUCAAUCUUUACCAGAUAUCGGUGUGAAUUAUGGUCAAGGUCUCAUUCAAUCCCAAUCCCUAUUUAAGCCGGAAUAUAUAUCAAACGGAGGAAUUUUGCAGCAGCAAUCCAUUAUCCCGGGUUUCAGUACCACUACUGAGUCGACGUUAGGGAAUGAAGUCACUCAAGGCCUUCGGGGACAACUACCUCUACAAUCUUUAGCGAAUCUCCGUUUGAAUUACGACCAAAUUCAAUCCGUGCCCAAAUCUGAUUAUAUAUCAAACGGAGCAGUUUUGCAACAAUCUGUCAUCCCAGGUUUCAGUACCACUACUGAGUCUGCGUUGGGAAAUGACGUUACUCGAGGUACUUUCCAAUCUCUAUCGAAUCUAAGUCAACAAUCUGUUGUUUCUAGCUUCGGUACUAGCACCGAAUCUCCAAUAGAAAGUGCAGUUAGUCAAAGUACCGUUAAAUCUUUCACUGAUUUGGGUUUAAAUUACGGAAUUAACAGCGCGCCUUUGGUGUAUAGUACUCCAAGACCACAAGUUGAAAUUAACGCUAUUUCUAAUAACGCUAUAGAUAAUUUUGUAUCAAUCGGAGGUAGGCAAUCACAUUCCGAUCUAAUCGAACAAUCAACUAUAGCACCAGUGGUACAAUCGUCAUCUAUUUCACCUUGUGGAUCUUCAACUCAAUCACCGAUCAGUUUUUCAACCACUUUGAGUCCAAGUAUUACAAGUUUGAACCCUUUUUAUAAAAAAAAGUAAAAUAUUUAUAAGUUUUCUAAAAUAAAAUUUGAAUUUUAUAACCAUAUUUUAAAUUUAUUAUGUAAAUUAUAAAAAAUAAAAUCCGUUUUAUAGUAA